AUGGCCGAACCGGAUUCCUUCAACCAACCGGGCUCCGCCGCCGCCGCCCUUUACGGCGAGAGCACGACCUACAGACAGACCAGCUACAGCCUCAAAGUCGUCGCCUGUCGUCAGCACAAUCCCACACCCCGUCUCCCCAGCCACCGCCGAGCAUCGAGGAGCACACGUUACCGGGCAUUGGCCAACAGCAGCAGCAUCAACGACAAGGUCAAGAAGGAGAGGACGGUGGAGGAGAGCGAGGGGGCGGGGUCCCAGCCAUCGUUCUCUCCCCUCUUCACUCUUCUCUCCUCCAGCACCCACUCCUCCCAGCGCCAGACCAUCCAUCAUCCAACCGUUCACUACGUCUUUGCCGACGACGACCCCGACAUCCUCGCCGCCGCACUAGCGUACCAUCACCGGGGAGGAAGUGAACAAGAUGCCACGUCAAGUCCAGACGACGAUGAAAGAGCCUACAACAGGGAGCCAAGGGAUCGCGCCGUGAUCCUCGACAUGGCGUCCUCCUCGAACGGCAAUGGGCUCCAGGUGGCAUGGGCAAGUAGCCUGUCUCCCGACUGGGCAGUGGUCUCGGCACAAGUGAUGCGGAUGGAAGAUCAAGCCAACAGUAGCAGCGGUGGUGCCAAUGCCGCAGCAGGUGGAGGAGUUUUCGCAGCAUCGUCACCAAGUCUACAUACUGGUCCAUUGAUGCUCAAGAUCGAAGGCGUGGCCAUUGAGCCUCCGUCGUCGUCCUCGUCAGGAUCACCGUUAUCGUCAUUGCGUUUGGGCGGUGGCGGCGGGAGACUGUCAUCCACUCCAGAUGGUGAUUUGCAGUCUUCUCUGACGGGCAAGGGCAAGCAAGCUGCGACGGCGGCCCCUGCGCCUGAAGAAUACCCAACUCUGCUGCAAGACUUUGAGAGGCGAAUAGAAAUGCUAAAGCGGGUCGCCGAGGCUGGUUCAGAGAGGCAAAGACGUAUAGUUUCCAUGGAUCACCCAGCAUUCGACCAUGAUCACGCCGAUGGCCGAGGUAGCGGGAAAGCCGAUGUACCCCUUGUCGAGAUGCGAGAAGCUGGGGAUAUGGGUGCUCAAGAUUGA
Molecule: messenger RNA, 1068 nt
Organism: Sordaria macrospora k-hell
Lineage: Eukaryota; Fungi; Ascomycota; Sordariomycetes; Sordariales; Sordariaceae
Source: RefSeq, a predicted model, not a curated record